AAACUCUAUUAUUGUUUACUCGAGCUUUUUGUACUCUAGCAGUGUAGUCAGUUAAGAUUUUAAGGACAGGGACCAGGCAGGCUUGGUUAGGCCAAGAAGUUAUAACUUCUUGGUUAGGCUACACUUUUAGACGAACUCCCGUGUGUUUCAACGUUUCUUUGUGAUGGCUAAUCCUCAACCACAACCCCCAGCUGUAAAUGGGGAUGGAAAUAUUGUCUAUGAUCAGAAGAAGCAUUUCGCAAAAGGAUUUAUUGACGCUUCUCUGGUGGUAGCAAACGCAGGGCGCCUAGACACUCUCCUCCAGACCACCACACGUGAUGUGAAGUUCUACGUGGUUCUUGUUUUACUUAUAAUGUGUGUGGUACUACAGCUGAUUCUGGCCUGGAUGCUUUGGUUCAAUUCGAUGUACGGUAAGAUUGAGCCCGGUCCGGUUCCUACACUUGAAGACUGUCUCAAUGAUGCUGAACUGUUCGAACAAGCACAAGAAAGACGCGAAAAGAGAAUUAACAACAGAGAUAUCGCCAAAAAACUCGAUGACGGUGCGGACCUCGCUCUACUUUUUAUACUUAUUCUCAAUAUUUUCAUCACAGCAUUUGGAGCAAAAGGGUCUUGAACAUCAUUAUACACGCUGACGUUACGGUACGUAUGGCUAUAAUUGACUGGAUGUUCAUUCCAAUUUACAGUAAACCUUCCAUUUUUGAAUAGGAGACAAUCUUGCCAGCUGGUUGCAUCUGGGCCGCUAACGCGACAGUCAGCGUUUUAAGCUAUGUAACAUUGUCAAAUUUGAACUAUUGUGUGAUUUUAUUUCAUUUACAUUUUUUGUUUUAUUUCUCAUUUUGAUUUGUAAUUUGCCAAACAACUUCACAUAGAAGUCCAAAAUGAAACUGAAUUUGACUGUUGUGUGUUUUCUGUUUUUUUUUUCGUUUUGCAAAAAAAAAAAAAAAUAAUAAUAA
Messenger RNA from Lingula anatina, 953 nucleotides. Its product is annotated as ninjurin-2-like. The record is from RefSeq and is a predicted model, not a curated record. Gene Ontology annotation, biological process: tissue regeneration; cell adhesion. Gene Ontology annotation, cellular component: membrane. NCBI's taxonomy places the organism in Eukaryota, Metazoa, Brachiopoda, Lingulata, Lingulida, Lingulidae.